CGGAUUUAGCUUGUUAUGUUCCGAUGGAUUCUUUAUCUUUCGGUUCCACUCUUCUGCCCAGUAGUGGCAUCAUUGUCGACUUGGUGCGAUGCUUUACUGCUCUAUGCAGUCUCUUUACUGUGGUAUACAGUGUCCUUGUUGUAUUCAACCAUAACGCACCAGUGCGUUCCUUUACUGCGAUUGCUAAGAAAACUGUUGUUUGUUGCAUCCCUUUAGUGAAUCUGGUCCGAUUGGACUUUCAUAGUCCUGAUUUCUCCAUUUUGGAGUCUUUUCUCCUCCCAAAUAUUUCACUUGUUUUGAGUGUUACAGGGAGCAUUAUCUUGAAGGUUGUUCUGCUUAGAACAGGCACAAAGAUGUUAAUUGUCUUUCGUUUAGCACUUGAUGUUGUUGACGAUUUAGCAUUAACGCCACCGGAGGCUUGGAUCCCUCCUUUUUGUGGUUUCAUCGAUCAAGACGGUUAAGCAAAAAAAGUUUUCUUUUUGCGCUGCCUUUGUUUAGAAGCUACUUGGGUUGAGCUUAUGAACUCCCCUCUAUCUGUAUGUCUUUCUUUGAAUUGUUAUUGUUGUUUAAAUUUUACUAUUACCUCGACCAAUCUGUGGGUUGUUGGUUUGGUUUGUUUGGCUCCAUGUAGCCUUGUGUAUCCUCUCUUAGUAGAGGCAAAACUCAUUUGAUUUGAAUGCAAACUUAGU
Eutrema salsugineum is the source of this 689-nucleotide messenger RNA. RefSeq lists its product as uncharacterized. NCBI's taxonomy places the organism in Eukaryota, Viridiplantae, Streptophyta, Magnoliopsida, Brassicales, Brassicaceae. The record is from RefSeq and is a predicted model, not a curated record. Bases 24 to 461 code for a protein of 145 amino acids. The transcript is spliced from 2 exons.